Molecule: messenger RNA, 2301 nt
Organism: Fusarium redolens
Lineage: Eukaryota; Fungi; Ascomycota; Sordariomycetes; Hypocreales; Nectriaceae
Exons: 1
Coding region: 154-2154 (666 amino acids)
Source: RefSeq, a predicted model, not a curated record
UAAGAUCCUGGGGGUGUGAGGGGGGGAAAGACCAUGCAUCGAGUAUAAGAGUCUUGAGUGUUUCCCCCCAGAAAUUGUUUCCGGCUUCUUCACCCACCUUUCGUUUAACAAACGCUUCACUCGUUUAUUGCAUUCGUUAAACUAUCCAUCAAAAUGCGAGGUCUCGUUAUUCUCAGUGCGGCCGUUGGCCUGGCUAAUGCUGCCGCUGUCGAGGUGCCCAAGAGGCAUUACCCUGUCCCCGGCCAGGAAGAGUAUCCUGCUGUCCCUGAUACCGAGUAUACUCCCCCGGCGCCCGGAAACGGAGGUGCCUACCCUCCUCCCGCCGUCGAGCAGCCUUCCAAGCCCAGCAACGAGUACCCUCCUCCCAAGGCUACUGAGCCUAGCAACGGUGGUGCCUAUCCUCCCCCUCCGGUGAACACCAAGCCUACUGGCGAGUACCCUCCUCCUGAGCACACCCAGCCUACUCCCCCUGAGGAGACUCAGCCUACUGGAGAGUAUCCUCCCCCCGAGGAGACCAAGCCUACCCCUCCUGAGGAGACCAAGCCCACUGGUGAAUACCCUCCUCCCGAGGAGACUAAGCCUACUCCUCCUGAAGAGACCAAGCCCACUGGAGAGUAUCCCCCUCCUGAGGAGACCAAGCCUACCGGCGAGUACCCUCCUCCUGAGCACACCAAGCCCACUGGCGAGUAUCCUCCUCCCGAGCACACCAAGCCUACUGGAGAGUACCCCCCUCCCGAGGAGACCAAGACCUCUGAGUACCCUCCUGAGGAGACCACCACCGAUGUCUACCCUCCUCCUGAGGAGACCACCGACGUCUACCCUCCCCCCGAGGAGACCACUGAUGUCUACCCUCCUCCUUCCGAGACCAAGCCUGAGGAGCACAGCUCAACCGAGACUCCUUACCAGCCUCCUACUGACACUCUCCCUGCUGAGGAGAGCUCAACCGAGACUGGUUACCUGCCUCCCACUUACACGAAGCCUUCCUACACUAAGCCAACCUACACCAAGCCUUCGUACACCAAGCCUGGCUACCCCGAGACCUCUAAGUGGACUACCUCAACCAUCUACACCACUCAGGUUCAGACCGUCACCAAGUGCCCUCCUGAGGUUACCAACUGCCCCGAGGGUCCUCAUGUCACCACCGUGACUAUUCCCAUCUCGACCACCAUCUGCCCUGUGACUGAGGAGCACCCCUCUUCUGUCUACCCUCCUCCUCAUGAGCAGACCAGCACUCCUUGGACCACCUCGACCAUCUACACUACCAAGGUUCACACUGUCACCAAGUGCCCUCCCGAGGUCACUGACUGCCCUGAGAAGCCUCACGUCACCACUGAGACCAUCCCCAUCUCUACCACAGUCUGCCCCGUGACCGAGACUCACGUCGCUCCUCCUCCUGCUCACGAGACAACCACCAAGCUGACAACCUCAACUGUCUACACCACCAAGGUCCACACUGUCACCAAGUGUCCUCCUGAGGUUCCCAACUGCCCUGAGAAGCCUCAUGUCACCACUGAGACCUACGCUGUCUCUACCACCGUCUGCCCUGUGACUGAGACCCACGUUGUCCCUGUUCCUCCCAAGGAGACUCAGCCCAUCGUUGUUCCUCCUCCUCACCCCGGUAACGGAACCUGGACUCCUCCCAAGCCUCAGCCUCCUAAGGAGACUUACCCCGUCCCUGGCAAGCCCGAGCACCCUCAGCCUCCUGCUCCUCAGCCCCCCAAGGAGACUCACCCUGCUCAGCCUCCUGCUCCUCAACCUCCCAAGGAGACCUACCCCGCUCCCCCUAAGGAGACUCAGCCUGGUGUCACUCCUCCCAAGGAGACCCAUCCCGCUCAACCUCCUGCUCCUCAACCCCCCAAGGAGACCCAGCCCGGUGUCACUCCUCCCAAGGAGACUCAGCCUGCCCAGCCUCCCGCUCCUCAGCCUCCUAAGGAGUCUCACCCUACCUACCCCGUCCCUGAGCAACCUCAGCCUCCUGCUCCCAGCAAGCCCGCCGAGACUGCUCCUGUUGUCCCUGCUCCCAGCACUCCUGCUGAGACAUACCCUGCUCCUCCUGCUACCACUCCCACCCAGGUCACUGCCGGUGCUGGACGUGUCGGAGGUAGCGUCGGAGCUGCUCUCUUUGCGGCUGGUUUUGUCGCCUUCUUCCUGUAAAUAAUUUGACUGCUCACAUGGAGCAACGAGUAUAUGACGGUUUGGAGAUAUACGCUGCAUAGUACAUGCACCUAUUACCUGCACCUAUUACAUUCUAUUAGAUAAUUUCUUAGAUUAAUAUAUUUACGGGCAUAAAGCCAAGUAAAA